AUGCGAGCUAUUAUCUGCUAUUCUCGAGGCAUAGCCCUCUUUCUGCAUGGUAGCAGAGAGAGCCGCGUUGCCAUCGCGUGUUCCCGGCGCGCGAGAUAUUCUACCGCUUCGUCGGACUGCACCGACGAGACAAUUUCUGUCCCCAUUGGAAAUAAUGGAACCAUCUCCCUUCGAAUUACGCGACCAAGCGCGUUGAGCCAGUCUAACCAGGGGCUGUCUCCGGAGAAACCAAAUGUGAUCCUUUAUCUUCCUCCUGGGCCACUAUUCAAGGGAAAUGAUCUAAAUCUCCAUCAAAUAGAUGGGAAUUCAAUCUCGGACCCUGAUACUCGCGGAGUUGGAGAUAGCAACCCCUUGAUCUCAAUAGGAGCUUCACCACAGCAUGUCCUAGCAUCUACCACUUCCGCAUUGGUAGUUACAGUCAUAUAUCGCCUAGGGGAGAUUAAACCCUCAUCAACUGAGUCUCAAGGAGCAAGCUUGGAUCAAUUAGAGUCAAAUGAAACCCAUGACCAAGCUCUGGAUUCAACCGACUCCCAAGUAGCCUCACACAAAUAUCCAACCCCAGUCCACGACACACUGGUUGGAUUCGACUGGAUCCAAACAAAUCUCCAGCCAGCCCAACUAGCAGUCUUUGGCACACAUAUCGGCGGCUCUCUAGCUCUGAUGCUAGCUUUGACAGAAGCCCGAUCCCUUCAAGCCGUGGCCGCCCUAGAACCCAUCUGCGACUGGCCGAGUCUGGAUGACUACUGCACACGGGAGACGAAAACCGAAGAGCCAUACAUAGAUAUCGAUGAAGACACAAACAGCCUGUCCACAUCCACACAUUCGACAAAGCCCAAACGCCAAAGAAAAAAGCCCGCACCACCCGACCUACUGCCCCUCCUCGAAGCCCGCUCCCGCUUCUUCUCGACCCCAGAGCGCUGCUUCGACCCCUUCGCCUCCCCGGUACUCUUCCUCCGCUCUGCAGGACGAGACGUACCACGCACAUUCCCCCGAUAUCUGACCGGACCUGAGUAUCCAGUCCCCGUCCUCCGGGAAACCCGGAAGACAACAGCCGCCGCACAAUAUCAUGCGCCGGACGGGUCGAUCUGGGAUCGAGAUGUGUAUCCUGAUGCUGAUGGUGAUGCGGCUGAUGAGCUUGCGGCUGCUGUGACGCGCCGCAGGAAGGCGCUUUCUCGGUGGCCGCCUUAUGGGCUGGACUACGGGCUUAGUGGGAAGACGUGGUCAGGGCCUGGGGAUGGUAUUGGGCGGUUGGAGGUUGUUUUGCCUUGGGUGAGGGUGUUUGCGAGGGAUAAUGAGGCUGGAUCUAGUGUGGAUGGUGGUGAGGGUGUGAGACCGCGGACGAAGACGAGGGAGGUGGGUGGUGGGCCUACAGUUCUUGCGAGACAGGCUGAUGAGAUGGUUUCUGUUAUGCAACGGGCUUGCUUUUGGGGUCGGGAGAAGAGUUAUGCUGAACGAAAAGUUACUCUUUCUAGGGUAAGUGGUGUCGAUGUCGCAGAGAAGGCGGGUGGCUGGUUCCAUGAUGUAUUUCGAGGAACGAUGGAUGACAUUGAUUAA
Messenger RNA from Penicillium soppii, 1554 nucleotides. RefSeq lists its product as uncharacterized. The record is from RefSeq and is a predicted model, not a curated record. NCBI's taxonomy places the organism in Eukaryota, Fungi, Ascomycota, Eurotiomycetes, Eurotiales, Aspergillaceae. Bases 1 to 1554 code for a protein of 517 amino acids. The transcript is spliced from 2 exons.